CUCUCCUCCAGUCCUCCUUACCAAGGUCGAACUGCUCAACCUGUAGGCCCGACCAAGCUAAAGGUUCGAGACGAAAAUUGUCGGCUAUAAUGGAGGGAAAAUGAACGAUUGAAGUUUCGAUUCUCGAAAAAUGGAAAAUCAACUGUGCUUCGAGUGCUUGCAACGUCAUAUCCUGACUGAUUUCUCAGAUAAAUUGAUCUUUUGUUAUGGGUUAUCGGAUUCAGCUCUCCCCUUAGGCUCCAGGGCUGUUAUUCAGCUGCCGAAUUCCAAUGGGGAGAUUCCGGCUCAGUUUGAAUUGGUGUGCGUGCCAAGACAUGAAGACGAGUGUUUCACAAGAUAUGUUGAUGAGUAUUCUUUGGAAAACUUGGAGGCCAGUAUCAUAUUUGGGUUAAGUGAUAUUGCUUCAGCUAAUGUUGGUCAAGAUCCAGAAAAUGUCAAUGAUGGAGCUGUUGGCAGCAAAACUGUUACAUUACAUUCUGUCGGGAACAUGUCUGAAUGUUCGCUGAACUUUGCCAGAAGAGAUGCCCUGGCUGGAGAACAGUCCAAUGGUUCUGGCAGUAGCUAUUUAGGAAGAUUUUCAUGCUUAAGGACAAUUACUGCACUGGCCCCCAUUGCUCAUGUUGGUUUGGGUUCAUACUCUAUGAUCGAAGACCUUGCUUGCAAUUUCUUAUCUGGAUCAGUAGAAGGUCACAUUCUGUCCUCACUCAUUCUCUUUAUAGAAGGAAAACCAACAGGACGAGAUGGUGUAAAUUUUCUUAGUUUAGUGGGGUUACCAUCAUUUGAUGAGAACAAUAUUCCAGGUUGUGUUAGGCAUCCUAAUAUUACUCCUGUUCUAGGGAUGCUAAAAACACCCGGUUAUGUAAAUUUGUUGCUUCCAAAAAGUCCUUAUACCUUGGAAAACAUUCUGCAUUAUUGCCCUGAUGUGUUAAGGACUGAGUGGCACAUUAGGUUUUUAAUCUACCAAAUUCUCUCUGCCCUAGCUUACAUUCAUGGCUUAGGGGUUGCUCAUGGUGAUAUUUGCCCUUCCAGUGUGAUGUUGUCCAAUUCAUGCUGGUCUUGGCUGAGCAUGUGCGAUAAGCCCCUGUUAAGAGGUAAAUUAAGCUCAGGGAAGUGGAACAUGGAAAUGUCCUGUCUUAAUUAUUCCUCAAGCAUGAGUAGCUGUACCAAGAAUUGUGCCUGUCAGGCUCUUUACGCUGAUUUGAAGCUUUCCCCCACUAUAGAUUGGUUCUCAGAUUGUUUCAAGCGGUGGUGGCAGGGUGAUUUAAGUAACUACGAGUACCUCCUUGUCUUGAACAGAUUAGCUGGGAGACGUUGGGGUGACCAUACAUUCCACACAGUAAUGCCAUGGGUAAUAGAUUUUAGUGUGAAGCCUGAUGAGAAUACUGAUGCUGGUUGGCGGGAUUUGUGCAAGAGCAAGUGGCGGUUGGCAAAAGGCGAUGAACAGUUGGAUUUCACAUAUUCAACAUCUGAAAUCCCACAUCAUGUCUCCGACGAAUGCCUUUCAGAAUUAGCUGUCUGCAGUUACAAAGCCAGGAGGUUGCCUUUAAGUGUAUUGCGCAUGGCUGUUCGUUCAGUCUAUGAGCCUAAUGAGUAUCCUUCUAAUAUGCAAAGAGUUUAUCAGUGGACCCCUGAUGAGUGCAUCCCAGAAUUCUAUAGUGACCCCCGAAUUUUCACUUCCCUUCAUUCAGGUAUGAGCGAUCUUGCAGUACCUUCCUGGGCAAAUAGUCCCGAAGACUUUAUCAAAUUGCAUCGAGAUGCUUUAGAAAGCAACCGGGUUUCACGGGAAAUUCAUCACUGGAUUGAUAUCACUUUUGGCUAUAAGAUGUCAGGCCAAGCAGCUCUUGCUGCAAAGAAUGUUAUGCUGACCGCAAUAGAACCUACAUUGCCAAGGUCAAUGGGACGUCGACAGCUUUUUACUCGAUCACAUCCUAGACGUCGAGCAGCUCUGGAACCGUGUGAUGUCUCUGAACAACAGGCAUUGUUAAAAUGUCAAACAAAUGGAACAGACAAAUCUAUCCUUUCAACAACUGCUUAUUUGCAAGAAUUAGAAGAAGCAACUUCAUUUUGUGAACAUGCUUGGCAUUUGAGUCCACAUUAUCAUUACCAUCAAAGAGAUCUCGUGAAGAAUGUCUCUUCUGUUAAAGAGUCACAGUGUGAGAAUUCCAGAACUGAGAUGCUUGGAACAGUCAGAAUCACUGGUGAUUACAUGGAGUCACUCAAUAUUGAUAUAAACAGUCUUCUUGAAUAUUUUGAGUCAGAUGAUGGAGAUUCCAUGGGGUUUCAGGAGUUGUUGCUUUGGAAGCACAAAUUAUCUUCUAUGGGCCGCUGUUCCCUAGAUGUUGCAGAUGACAUUUUUUCUGUUGGCUGCAUCCUUGCAGAACUUUACUUAAAGAGGCCUCUUUUCAGUUCAUCCUCAUUAGCUGCGUAUGUUGAGAGUGGUAUUUUGCCACAAUUGAUGCAGGAACUUCCUCCUCAUGCUGCUGUACUAGUUGAAGCAUGUAUCCAGAGGGAUUGGCAAUGGAGGCCAUCAGCUAAAUGUCUUCUGCAAUCGCCAUAUUUUCCUUCGACGGUCAGAUCCUCGUAUUUGUUUCUUGCCCCACUUCAUCUCUUGGCUAAAGAUGAGUACUGUCUUCAAUAUGCUGCAAAUUUUGCAAGACAAGGAGCCUUGAAGGCUAUGGGGUCAUUUGCUGCUGAAAUGUGUGCUCCCUACUGCCUAUCACAUGUCUUACCUUCUUUAUCGGAUACUGAAGCUGAGUGGGCGUUUUCCUUACUGAAAGAAUUUUUGCAGUGCUUGAAACCUCAAGCUGUAAAGACAUUGAUUGUCCCCGCCAUCCAAAAGAUUCUUCAGGCUACAGAUUAUUCACAUUUGAAGGUUUCUUUCCUCCAAGACUCAUUUGUGAGGGAGCUAUGGAAACGAAUUGGUAAACAAACAUAUUUGGAGACAAUACACCCAUUAGUCAUCUCAAAUCUGUGCAUUUCACCUCAUAAGAAUUCUGCUUCAGCUGCCUCUGUGUUGCUUAUUGGCUCUAGCGAGGAGCUUGGCGUACCUGUUACAGUUCAUCAGACAAUCUUGCCUCUAAUUCACUGUUUUGGGAAAGGACUCUGUCCUGACGGAAUUGAUGUCCUGGUUAGAAUUGGUGGACUUUUCGGCGAGAAUUUUGUUGUCAAGCAACUUCUACCAUUACUGAGGAAUGUUAUUUUGUCUUGUGUUGAUGUUUCAAAUGUGGAUAAGCCUGAGCCCAUGCAAAGCUGGAACACUUUAGCCCUUAUUGAUAGUCUUGUGACACUAGAUGGUCUGGUUGCGCUUUUGCCAAGGGACGUGAUCAUCAAGGAGCUGAUUCAAGACAAAAGUUGUCUCCAUGUUAAGGUUCUUAUGCAGACCCAUUUGGACCUUCCAGUGCUUCAGGUUGCAGCUACUGCUCUUGUUGCAGUUUGUCAGAGGAUUGGACCAGAUCUCACUGCAUUACAUGUCCUGCCACAACUCAAAGAGCUAUUUGAUGAACUUGCUUUUUCUCAGGAAAGAGCCUAUGGGUCCAGUUCUGUUGGCAGAAGCUUAAAAGUUUCUAGGCCAAAGCAAAAUGAGGAUGCUCAGAUCGAAAGCCGCAUGGACCUUGUGCUGCUUUUAUAUCCUCCGUUCGCUUCCCUUCUUGGAAUAGAGAAACUUCGUCAGUGCUGUGCCACAUGGUUGCUUCUAGAACAAUUCCUUCAACGGUCUCAUAACUGGAAGACUGUUGUGGUUCAGUGGGAAUAUAUAGGUGAAACAUCCAGAAGUAGUUCAGAAUAUGUAAAUGCUCAAAGGCCUGUAUUCCGCAAUAUCUCAACAUCUGAGUACAAUCCAGCUAAACUGUUGCUCAAUGGUGUCGGGUGGUCAAUACCACAAUCACAAGGUGUUCGAGGUUCCAAGAACUUGUUUUCUUAUAAACAGUCAGAUGAUCUUCAAAAGACUCCAGAUAUGAGGCAAUCAGCAGCAUUGAAUCUUGGCAAGCGUGAACCUUGGUUUUGGUUCCCUAGCCCUGCUGCUAGUUGGAAUGGGCCUGAUUUUCUUGGUCGUAUUGGAGGCCUAAAAGAUGAACUUCCAUGGAAGAUCAGAGCAUCAAUUAUUUAUUCUGUCCGUGCCCAUCCUGGAGCAUUGAGAUCUUUGGCUGUUACCAAUGAUGAGUACACUGUUUUCACCGGCGGAGUUGGUCCAGGAUUCAAGGGGACUGUUCAGAAGUGGGAAUUGUCAAGAAUGGAUCGUGUUUCUGGUUAUUAUGGCCAUGAGGAGGUUGUAAAUGACAUUUGCAUCCUGUCUUCAAGUGGAAGGGUGGCUUCUUGUGAUGGAACAAUACAUGUCUGGAAUAGCCAAACAGGGAAGUUGAUAUCAGCUUAUGCUGAACCAUCAGCAAAUUCCUCACAUCUUGUGGGAUCGAGGAUUGGUGCUGAUCAGGCCAACAUGCUUAACUCCAAUACAUUAUCUGGUGGAAUAUUGACCAGUGCAUUUGGUGGGAGCUUGUACACCUGCAUGCAUUAUUUAGAAUCUGUUGAUAAGCUUGUUGCUGGUACUGGAAAUGGUUCGUUAAGAUUCAUUGAUGUUGCUCGAGAUCAGAAACUUCACCUGUGGAAGAGUGAAUCAGUUGAAUCCUCUUUUUCUUCUCUAGUAUCUGCCAUUUCCUCAUGUGGUUCUGACAAAAUACAAGAUAGAACUCCUGCUUCAACAUCAUGGAUUGCAGCUGGACUAAGUUCUGGUCAUUGCAGGCUGUUGGAUGCAAGGAGUGGAAGCGUUGUUGCUUUUUGGCAGGCUCAUGAUGGAUAUAUCACUAAAUUGUCUGCACCGGAGGACCAUUUGCUUGUUUCCAGCUCUCUUGAUAAAACUUUGCGAGUUUGGGACCUGAGAAGGAACUGGCCAUCUCAGUCAAACGUCUACAACGGUCAUUCAGAUGGUGUAUCUGGCUUCUGUGUAUGGGGCCAGGAUGUGAUUUCAAUUGCCAGAAAUAAGAUUGGUCUUUUCUCUUUAUCAAGAUGUGGAGAUGAACAGGGUGGGCAGCAACGCAUUCUGUCCCAGAAAUUGUACACAGCAGAUCGUGGGACAAGAAACCUUUCAGUAUUGUCAAGUAUAAAUAUUCUACCAUUCUCGCGAUUGUUCCUUGUCGGGACUGAAGAUGGUUAUCUUAAGAUCUGUUGCUAGAUCUCAUUUUAGUUUAGUUUAUUAUUGUUUUAUAGCCAUCCAUGUUUUUUGUUAUUGAUCCAUUAUGCAUAUGCAGUCACCCCAAAUAACCCUGCGGCCCGAGAGAGAGAUCCAGUGCGUAUAUGCUUGUCUGGACUCCCUCAAUUGAAAUAAUUGCUUGGUUCAUUGCUUGUUUUCA
This is a messenger RNA of Telopea speciosissima, 5342 nucleotides long. Its product is annotated as protein GFS12. The record is from RefSeq and is a predicted model, not a curated record. NCBI's taxonomy places the organism in Eukaryota, Viridiplantae, Streptophyta, Magnoliopsida, Proteales, Proteaceae. The transcript is spliced from 16 exons. Gene Ontology annotation, biological process: protein phosphorylation. The coding region runs from base 131 to 5164 and encodes 1677 amino acids. Gene Ontology annotation, molecular function: ATP binding; protein binding; protein kinase activity.